Messenger RNA from Rhodamnia argentea, 919 nucleotides. RefSeq lists its product as uncharacterized. The transcript has 3 exons. The coding region runs from base 163 to 759 and encodes 198 amino acids. Gene Ontology annotation, molecular function: zinc ion binding. NCBI's taxonomy places the organism in Eukaryota, Viridiplantae, Streptophyta, Magnoliopsida, Myrtales, Myrtaceae. The record is from RefSeq and is a predicted model, not a curated record.
UUAUCUUUUAGCAAAGUUUCUCUCAUUUCCCCUCUCUCUCUCUCUCUCUCUUCCAAUCUCAAUUUCAUAACACCUUGCCAACCUUCUCGGUUUCCUCUUCUUGGGUUUCGUUGCUUAUCAAAUUAAAGAAGCGAGGUAGAGGGAGAAAGAACAGCCUCGAAGAUGACGGGGAAUGGCACAAUGAUGGUCUCGUCCAGAGAUGAUCAAGGGAAGGCCGUUCCGCCAUGGCUGAGGCCGAUCGCGAGCGCCAAGCUCUAUAGCUCGUGUGAGACUCAUCUCUCCGAAGACCGCAAUUUCUACUGUCGAGUCUGCAUGGUCGCUCUCUGCAAAGAGUGCAAGAAGCAACACGAUCUUUCUAAGCAUGAGAUGAUAAAGGCAUAUAAAGUGGGGAAAGACGUGUCGUUCAGAAUGGAGGACUUGCAGUCACUCUGGGAUAUUUCCGAUAUAUGUCCUUACAUUUCCAAUAAGUGGCUCGUCGCGUACAUAUACAAAAGAGGAGCUAGGAUCGCUUCCUCCGGCCGCCAGAGCAGCGUUGCAGAGUGCGAAUCUUGCCAAUAUCGGCUCAAGUCGCCGGACGCCAAGUAUUGCUCCUUGGAAUGCAAGGUUGAUGCCGUGAUGAAGAUGAAUGAAAGUGGAAGUAUGAAGAACGAGGCAAAGAGAAAGGUAGAGACCAUAUCAGAGGAGAGUCCUAGCAAUGUGAGGUCAUUCAGAAAACGGUCAAGAAAGCAGAAAAACCCGCAGAGAGCUCCACUUUAUUAGCCGAAGAUUGGAAAUUGGUACCUAUUGUUAAUUUUUCUGGUACAUUCUUGAUAGGGCUCAUUGAAACUACAACGACCUUCGUUAAUUUUUCUCCCUUUUGCGUAAGGGCUUAGCACAAGCUUGAUCUUCCAUGUGUCAAGCGAAAUAAACGCUAUUUCAC